Dreissena polymorpha is the source of this 1389-nucleotide messenger RNA. RefSeq lists its product as uncharacterized. Lineage: Eukaryota; Metazoa; Mollusca; Bivalvia; Myida; Dreissenidae. The transcript is spliced from 5 exons. The record is from RefSeq and is a predicted model, not a curated record. Bases 517 to 1239 code for a protein of 240 amino acids.
ACAUUGUUUUCAAAGUCUCGCUUAAUUCCUCCAUUUAUUCAUUAACUUCGGGAAGAGGAAACAAAACACAUAUAAUUAAAUACGGUUAAAGAUACUGGAAGACUCAUAAUUCUAAAAUACAACACGUCAAGAUAAAAGCGAAACAAGUGUUUUCUCAACAAAUUACAACUACAUGCCACUGUUACCAGAAUGGCAUUAUCCUCGUAUCAACACUUUGUUAUUAUUAUCAUGCUACUUAUAGCUGGUAUUUACGUUCUAAGAGUGUCAAAUCCUUAUCACCACCAUGUGCAGUCGUGCACAAGCUCAUUUGGUGGUUACGACAAAGAAUUUAUUAACAGACAAAACGUUACUGCUUAUUCUAGACAGGUGAACGAACUAGCGAGCUUUGUUGCAAGCUUUAAUUCAGAGGCGGGCGUGACAUCGGAUGUGUAAACUUUGUUAUGUGAAACUCUUAUUCAUGGCGCGAUCAAUUCGUUCGGCCGAUAUCCACUCAUAAUUAACGAAGUGACAAGAUUGAUGGACCUGCUAGCUCAACGUGAUUUCUCACCUGAAGAUCACAUCCUCAUUUCAAAAUGGCUGAACAGGUGGACGAUGUUUGUUAGCGAAGAGCAAACCGCGAACACCAUUGUGAGUCUGUCGCAUGAUGUAGUCGCACGAGGUAAAACCAUUGAUUUGUCUCAGAAGAAAAGAACGCACAAAAACAAAAAGGGCACUGCAAAGCCAACUUGUCAACAACUAGUUCUCAAAAACACGUCAGAUGAGCUACACGAUCCGAAUAACACGGCCUUAACAGAUAUUGAAUGUGAGUACAAUAGAGAUGGCGGCCAAAUUGAUAUCUGCAUUUCAACAAAUCACAUUGAUCACAGCGUGGGAAAUGGAAAUGCUGUACACAUUCCUACGCUGCUUAACACAGGUGACGUUCUGCAGUCUGCAAACAAUUUAAAUGAUUGUCUGACAACUGAAAUGAUAAGCACAGACGACGCCACGCAAUAUAUUAACAAUUUAGACAACGAACACAUGCCCAACCUGUUUGACACAGAAUGCGUUGUACAAUCCGUGAACUAUAUAGGCGACGAACAGACUAACCUGUUAGGCACAGAUGACGUCAUGCAAUCUGAUAACAGUGGUGAUGAUGAACAAACGCUUAACAUAAUGCCCUUUCCAGGUACAUUUCUACCUCAAACUCGCAUGUCAACUUACAAAAACAGAACGAGAAGAAUGACAGCAUCGGUUAGAUAAAUGCGUCACAAAGGAACAGAAACCAACAAAUGAUUUGGAGAAUACCGAGGAAGAACACUAUCAUCAUAUGUAGCUUAUUUUAAUAUCAGAGAAGACAUCUGCAAUUUACUGUUACAACAACCUUUGACAAAGUUAUAUUAUUGUUCUUUG